CCCUGGAUUUGGGUGCUUUUGCAAACCGGGAGUUAACCAGGUGCACCGCAAGAGUACUCGUCUGAAACUCCGGAACAUUGAUCUCAGUUUCUUUCGUUUGUCCAAAGCCACGGUCCUUUCCCAACACGUACGCCAAGAGCAUUGUGUGCCCAGAGCCGGUAGUGGCUGAGGAUCUGUCUCUGCUUCGCGACGGACAGUAGAGAGGGAACUUGCUGGGGGCGACAUAGCUCAGGAGCAUGCCCCGCUGCAGGUUGACGGCCCCGGCCCUGGUGACGCUGGUGCUGCUGCAGGGCGUCACCGUGGUGCUCCUCUUUGGCUGGUACGGGCGCCUGCUCCCGUCGGCCAAGCCGCCGCCCGCCGAGGGCAAGGUGCACGUGCUGCUCCUGUCGUCGUGGCGCUCGGGCUCCUCCUUCCUGGGCCAGGUGUUCAGCCAGCACCCGGACGUCUUCUACCUGAUGGAGCCGGGCUGGCACGUGUGGACCACGCUGCGGCAGCCCGGCGCCUGGGCGCUGCGCAUGGCGGUGCGCGACCUGGUGCGCAGCGUCUUCCAGUGCGACCUGUCGGUGCUGGAGUCCUACACGCCGGCGCAGCGCAACGUGUCGCACCUGUUCAUGUGGAGCCACAGCCGCGCCCUCUGCUCGCCGCCCGCCUGCCCGCUCACGCCGCGCGACGCCUUCAGCAACGAGACGGAGUGCAAGCGGCGCUGCGACGCGCGCGGCCUGGGCGGGGCCGAGCGCGCCUGCCGCAGCUACUCGCACGUGGUGCUGAAGGAGGUGCGCUUCUUCGACCUGGAGCCCCUCUACCCGCUGCUGCGCGACCCGGCGCUGGACGUGCGCGUGGUGCACCUGGUGCGGGACCCGCGGGCGGUGGCGCGCUCCCGCGACCAGUCGGCCAAGGCGCUGACGCGGGACAACGCGCUGGUGCUGGAGCGCGGCGACGCGGCGCUGGCCGACCCGCAGUACCGCGUGCUGCAGGAGGUGUGCCGGAGCCACGUGCGCAUCCACGAGACGGCGGCGCUCAAGCCGCCCGACUUCCUGCGCGGCCGCUACCGGCUGGUGCGCUACGAGGACGUGGUGCGCGACCCGCUGGCCGAGAUCCGCGCCGUCUACGACUUCGCCGGGCUGCGCAUGAGCGAGCGCCUGCGCGACUGGAUCUACCGCGUGACGCACGGCAAGGGCAAGGGCACGCGCAAGGAGGCCUUCCAGAUCACCGAGCGCAACGCCGCCGACGUGUCGCAGGCCUGGCGCUCCGCCCUGCCCCACGCCAAGGUGCGGCGCAUCCAGGAGCUCUGCCGCGGCGCCAUGGACGUCCUGGGCUACCGGCCCGUGGAGAGCGAGGAGGAGCAGAGGCAGCUGGACCUGGACCUGCUGCUGCCCCGGCAGGGCUACCGCUUCAGCUGGCUCCCACCCAAAACCGGCCCCCCGCCCCCGCCCCCCGGGGAGUGAAAGGGUUGGGGGGGGGGGAUUGG
Anguilla anguilla (European eel) is the source of this 1468-nucleotide messenger RNA. It is a transcript of the gene chst6, whose product is annotated as carbohydrate sulfotransferase 6. Gene Ontology annotation, molecular function: N-acetylglucosamine 6-O-sulfotransferase activity. The record is from RefSeq and is a predicted model, not a curated record. Gene Ontology annotation, biological process: carbohydrate metabolic process; sulfur compound metabolic process; N-acetylglucosamine metabolic process. Lineage: Eukaryota; Metazoa; Chordata; Actinopteri; Anguilliformes; Anguillidae. The coding region runs from base 237 to 1445 and encodes 402 amino acids. The transcript has 4 exons. Gene Ontology annotation, cellular component: Golgi membrane.